CAGCAGCAGGAGCAGCAACAGCAACAACAGCAGCAGCAGCCGCCCCAGCACCAGUUAAAGCCCAUGAACGGAGCUGAUAUUCAGCACAACCACAGCCAGAUGAAGGACCACGACGCCAUUAAGCUGUUCAUUGGUCAGAUCCCACGGAACCUGGAGGAGAAUGACCUGAAGCCCCUCUUUGAGGAAUUUGGGAAGAUAUAUGAGUUAACUGUUCUGAAGGACCGAUUCACAGGCAUGCACAAAGGUUGUGCCUUCCUUACAUACUGUGCAAGAGAAUCUGCUAUCAAGGCGCAGAAUGCAUUACAUGAACAGAAGACACUGCCCGGGAUGAAUCGACCCAUUCAGGUGAAGCCUGCUGACAGUGAGAGUCGUGGAGAAGACAGAAAAUUAUUUGUGGGCAUGUUAAACAAACAACAGACAGAGGAUGAUGUGUACAGACUCUUUGAAUCUUUCGGUGUCAUAGAAGAAUGCACAGUUCUACGAGGGCCUGAUGGUAACAGUAAAGGUUGUGCAUUUGUGAAGUUCUCCACACAUGCUGAAGCCCAGGCAGCCAUUAACGCACUACACGGCAGUCAAACAAUGGCGGGAGCAUCCUCCAGCCUGGUGGUAAAGUUUGCUGACACAGACAAGGAGCGCACACUGAGGCGCAUGCAGCACAUGGUGGGUCAGUUCGGAAUGUUCAACCCGAUCCCUCUCCAGUUUAACAACACCUACAGCUCUUACGCUCAUGCGCUGAUGCAGCAACAAGCGGCCAUUAUGGCAGCCACCACACAUACCGGAUACCUGAACCCGACCGCUGCCUUUCCAACGGCACAGAUGCACCACAUGGCGGCGAUCAACCUGAAUGGACUGGCGGCUGCGCCACUCACACCCACAUCAGGUGAGGCCUCUCUUACCCUUUCAGGCUUGUCUUCUCCUCCCGGAAUAGCUGCUCCUGCUGUGCCCAGUAUUGUAUCUCCUAUCGGGGUCAAUGGUUACACUGGACUUUCCGCCCAGCAUAAUGGGCACCCUGCGGUUGAGGCUGUCUACACUAAUGGCAUUCACCCAUACCCAGCACAAAGUCCUUCUGCAGCUGAUGCCUUGCAACAGGCUUUCACUGGGGUUCAGCAGUACACAGCCAUGUAUCCGACAGCGAUUGCCCAGAUCAGUCAAGCAUUUCCUCAGCCACCUCCGGUCAUAACACAACAGAGAGAAGGGCCAGAAGGCUGCAAUCUUUUCAUCUACCACCUCCCCCAGGAGUUUGGAGACAGUGAGCUCAUGCAGAUGUUCCUGCCCUUUGGGUCUGUGAUCUCGUCAAAGGUCUUCAUGGACAGGGCCACCAACCAGAGUAAAUGCUUUGGUUUUGUGAGUUUUGAUAACCCCACUAGUGCCCAGGCUGCCAUCCAGGCCAUGAAUGGUUUUCAGAUCGGCAUGAAGAGGUUAAAAGUCCAGUUAAAACGGCCAAAGGAUACCAGUCGCCCAUACUGACUGACUGUGAUUCAGGGCAAGAAUUUCUGAUUUUCUAGGGCAGUGACAGUAUGGAUUACGAGGAAGUACCUUUUGAGAUGGCUGAUCCUCAGAUAUCAGCGCUGAGGAGGUGGAGGAUAAACGGAACAUAAAACUUGGAGAAAACAUUUCGAGAACCCUGAAAAUGUGAAAUUUCAUUGCAGCUAUUUAAGAAGACUUGGAUCUGACAAUAGCACACGUGACGUUAAAAACAAUGUA
Messenger RNA from Carcharodon carcharias (great white shark), 1704 nucleotides. Its product is annotated as CUGBP Elav-like family member 4. Gene Ontology annotation, biological process: regulation of alternative mRNA splicing, via spliceosome; mRNA splice site recognition. Gene Ontology annotation, molecular function: mRNA binding. The record is from RefSeq and is a predicted model, not a curated record. The transcript is spliced from 13 exons. Bases 64 to 1467 code for a protein of 467 amino acids. Gene Ontology annotation, cellular component: cytoplasm; nucleus; ribonucleoprotein complex. NCBI's taxonomy places the organism in Eukaryota, Metazoa, Chordata, Chondrichthyes, Lamniformes, Lamnidae.